AUGUACGUUUUCCACAGUUUUUUCCUGAUUGCGGUGUCACUACAAUUAGCAAAGGCUGUGACUCAAAGGUAUUUGGCCAAUCUCGAUUUUGAUGACAAAAAGUCAGACAAUGAACUCCCAGCAGAAAAUAAUGCCUCCUCGUUGUCCUUUUGUUCCGCUCUUUGUGGUUUCACGUGUGGCUGCUUUGGGUUUAAUGCCAAAGAAAAGAAGUGUGUCUAUUAUCCAUGUGAUAGGACAAAAAUAACAGUAGUUGAAACUGGCUGGAGACACUACUUCCCUCCUAAUGGAAAUGAUGUGAUUCACCGCUUAACCAAGGGACGGAACUCAUCCUUGUACGUGUCCAUCACAUUACAGAGUGGCAAAAAGUUAUAUGAAUUAUAUCAUCAGUUCUCUGUCUCUGAUGAGGCAAACAAAUACAAACUUUCUCUUGGAGGACCAGUAACUGGAACCUUAGGUGACAGGAUGUUAUUAACUGGUUAUAGUGACGACUUUGCCUCUGGGAUGUACUUUAGUACCCCGGACAGAGACAAUGACAGGGCUGGAUAUCACUGUGCUGCUAACUGGAGAGGGGGUUGGUGGUUUAACUCCUGCCAUUCCACCUACCUAAAUGGUCUCUGGUCGUCUGAGAACUGGCUCAGUCCCUGGUAUCCAACAGUCCAAUAUGGUACUGAGAUAAAGGAGACUCUCAUGAUGAUAAAACCUCACUAA
Messenger RNA from Saccostrea echinata, 708 nucleotides. Its product is annotated as ficolin-1-like. The record is from RefSeq and is a predicted model, not a curated record. The coding region runs from base 1 to 708 and encodes 235 amino acids. Lineage: Eukaryota; Metazoa; Mollusca; Bivalvia; Ostreida; Ostreidae. The transcript is spliced from 3 exons.